Molecule: messenger RNA, 1471 nt
Organism: Xenopus tropicalis (tropical clawed frog)
Lineage: Eukaryota; Metazoa; Chordata; Amphibia; Anura; Pipidae
Gene: parp12.3
Product: poly(ADP-ribose) polymerase family member 12
Exons: 10
Coding region: 121-1374 (417 amino acids)
Cellular component (GO): nucleus
Molecular function (GO): NAD+ poly-ADP-ribosyltransferase activity; transferase activity; glycosyltransferase activity
Source: RefSeq, a predicted model, not a curated record
GCUGAUUCCCGGGGCUUUGUUGCCCUCACCUGUAGGUAAUGGGAAAGUCCAACCUCCUUCUCUCUAUUCUGUAGCAGCUCAGAGCAAACCCGGGGGAAAUCCAGGCAAGCGCAGGGGGAGAUGCUCUCUGCGUAUGAGGACAGAGAGGGGGCAUCUGGGGACCCUAAAAAUGUCAUCUGUCUCCAUCAUAUCUGGAACUACUGCAUGCUGGGAACCGACUGCGGGGAGAUGCAUUACCCUUUGCCCUACCGCUGGCAGCAGCUGGUUGGCACCGAGUGGCAGGACUUUACUGACAUGGAGGCGGCGGAGCGGGCGUUCUGCCACCCUGAGAAUGACAGUUACGUGGGGGUUGAUUUUGAAACCAUGACAUACGGAACCAGCCUCAUCCGGCGACUGUCCACGGCUUCAUCGGUUACGCAACCCCCCGAGUCUGUUCUCACCACAGAUUGGAUCUGGUACUGGCAGGAUGAACUGGGAAGCUGGAUUGAGUAUGGAAAGCCAAACUCAGCGAUGGUGAGCGCUUCCAUAACGUCGGCCCUCUUGGAGAACCACUACCUCGAGCGGAAAUCCACGGUUCAAUUCCAGGCUGGAAGUCAAUACUAUGAAAUCAAAUUCAGAGAAAUGAUUCAGAGAAAUUGUAAUUACGAGACCCCAAGACGAGUCAGGAGGAGACCCACCUACCGGUCCUCUCAGGAUGUUCAGAAACUUAGGGGGACCACAAAACAAAUAGUGAGUAGUUCUCCUUUGAAUGGAAAUUACCCUUCGAACUGGGACGCCUCCGCCCUGCCGGAUAUUGGCUAUAAGUUGGUGAGCGUCCCGGAGACUUCCCAUGAGUACUUGCAGAUCUUCAUCCUUUUCGACAGGACCAUGUCUGGCCAAACAGUGAGGGUCCAGCGCAUCCAGAACAAGUCUCUCUGGGAGGUCUACCAGUGGCAAAAGUUGCAGAUGCAGAAGGCAAACCCGGGGAAGGCGGUGGAAGAGAUGCAGCUGUUCCACGGGACCGACCCGUCUCACCGAGAGGCAAUCUGCCACCAGAACUUUGAUUGGCGAAUGUGCGGCACUAACGGAACUGUAUAUGGGGAAGGGAGUUACUUUGCCAGAGACGCUUCCUACUCCCAUAACUACUCAGUCCCCACAGCUACAGGCAGGAGAAUGAUGUUUGUGGCGCGGGUGCUGGUGGGAGACUAUGUGACGGGAGACCCCACCAUGAAGCGGCCCCCCCCGAGACCCGGCAGCGCCACCCAAUGCUACGACAGCUGCGUGGACAGACUGCCCGACCCGACCAUCUUCGUGGUGUUCGAAAAGCAUCAGAUUUAUCCAGAAUAUCUCCUGGAGUACGAGCCAAGGAAUAUAGAAAUGUGUUGUAUCAUUUAGCAGAGCCUCAGGGAACUUUCAUAAUUGUCUAAAAAUGUAUUUACUGUGUAUCUGGGGCUAAAGGUAUUAUAGUAAAAUAAAGGUGCAAAUCACAGCA